Molecule: messenger RNA, 543 nt
Organism: Rotaria sp. Silwood1
Lineage: Eukaryota; Metazoa; Rotifera; Eurotatoria; Philodinida; Philodinidae
Source: the annotation of a GenBank genome assembly
AUGUACAAAACUCUCGAUGAAUUCUCUACUAAAAAUAAUGAAACAUUUUAUUCAUAUACAAGUACUAGUAGUGUUGUUCUAUCUCAAAAAGCAAGUCGAUUUUGGAUACCUUUCGAUGUAAAACUCUUUGAAACACUUACACCUAAAGAAUAUUUAGAAAAAUACUGUCGAGUGAAUUCUCGUCGAUAUGCACUUUAUAAACGUACUUUUGAUAAAUAUAAAGAUAUUGAAGCAGAAUUAAACAUGGAGGUUCUUGCUGAUGCGUUAGCCGAUGCAUAUAUGGGUACUAUUGAUAAUCGACUCAUUAGACAAGUGAUUGUUUUACUUGAUUUAUCAUCCAAUGAAAAAAUAACAUUUACACAAUUUAGUGGUAUUGCAGCUUUUUCCGAAAGAUAUUUUUUUAAUAUUUUCACACGAUUUGAUGAUAUAGAUUUACAAUUGCAAAAAGAUAUUUUAGAAAUACUUGAUUUUUCUUCAUUGAAAUGGAAAUUAUCUGGUGUUAAUAUUUCGCCAAGACUUCGAGAAAUUCUUAGAUUGAUAUAA